Messenger RNA from Lactuca saligna, 3154 nucleotides. Lineage: Eukaryota; Viridiplantae; Streptophyta; Magnoliopsida; Asterales; Asteraceae. The record is from the annotation of a GenBank genome assembly.
AUGGUGUCAUGCAAUACUGAAAAUCAACAUUUGUCGUCUUGGAUGGCUCCUUUCUUCAUAGUUAAUAGUGCGAGGAUUGCACAAGCCAAAAUUCUUCCUGGAGAUGAAGUGAAUGCGCUUCGUGAAAUAGCUAAAGAAUUGGGAAAAGAAGAUUGGAAUUUUGACCUGAACACAUGUGAUGGAGAUCCCAGUUGGAACACAAAUGUACAAGAUCCAAGUUCUCAGUAUAACAACAGUGUUGUUUGUGAUUGCUCGUAUCCUGGCGGUGUUUGUCACGUUGUUGAGAUAUCUGUGAAGGGGCAGGAUCUUGCAGGAGUUCUUCCUCCAUCCCUAGCCAAGUUACCAAAUAUCAAGAUAAUUGAUUUAUCGUUUAAUUACCUAAAUGGCACCAUACCUCCUCAAUGGGCAUCAACAAAGCUGAAAUUCAUAUCUGCUACAGCUAAUCGCUUGACAGGGAGUAUUCCAACAUUUUUGGGCAACAUAACCUCACUUUUAUAUCUGGGACUGGAGAACAACAUGUUCUUUGGAGCUGUUCCUGCUGAGCUUGGAAAAUUAAAAAAUUUAGCAUCUCUGGUCUUGAGUGCUAAUAAUCUCACUGGUAAAUUGCCGGAGGAGCUUAAUUCUCUGACCAAUUUGAUAGAACUCCGGAUAAGUAGCAACAACUUCAGUGGGAAAAUUCCAAACCUUGGAAACUGCACAAAACUUCAGAAAUUAGAGAUCCAAGGUAGUGGUCUAGAAGGACCAAUACCUGAAAGUCUUUCCUUCUUGAGAAAUUUAACAGAACUACGAAUUUUUGAUUUAAGUGGAGAGGGCUCACGUUUUCCAAAUCUGAGUAGGUUGACAAGCUUGAAUAAGUUGAUGUUGAGAAGCUGUAAUAUAACUGGGAGUAUUCCUGGUUAUAUAUCGCAAAUGUUCAAUUUGAGACAUCUAGAUCUCAGUUUCAACAAUCUGAAUGGUGGUAUACCAGAUCUUAGUGAACUGAAUCUUGAAAAAAUGUAUCUGACUGGUAACUCCCUAGACAACAGUUUUCCUACAUGGAUCACCGGUAAUCUUGUAGUAGAUCUUUCCUACAAUAACUUCAGUAAAAACACGGUACCACGAGUUUGUGGUGAAUCACUGAACUUAUUCAGAAGCUACUCUAGUGGGAAUGACUCAGACCUUGGGAAAUGCCUUAGCACCCGUCCUUGCUUAAAGGACUACUAUUCAGUUCAUAUAAAUUGUGGAGGGCCACGAGUUACCAUUGGAAACAAGACUUAUGAAGCAGAUGAAGAUUCAGGUGGACCUGCAAAUUUUGUUCCUUCAAGUGAUCAUUGGGGAUAUAGUAACACAGGAAGCAUGUGGUCUGCGAAUGACAGUGUUGCAAAUUAUAUCGAAACUAAUGCAUCUAUACUCACUAUGAAUGGCUAUGAACUUUAUACGAAGGCUCGCCACACGCUCCUGUCUCUCACUUACUAUGGUCGUUGCUUAGCAAAUGGAAAGUAUACUGUGACUCUGCAUUUUGCUGAGAUAGUUUUCAGAGAUAAACAAUCUUACCAGAGUCUUGGAAGACGUGUUUUUGAUGUUUAUGUUCAGGGUGUAAACAUAUUGAAGAAUUUUGAUAUCAAGAUUGAAGCAGGCGGGGUUGUUAAGGAAGUAUAUAAAACCUUAAAAGGCAUACGUGUUACUAAUAAAACAUUAGAAAUCCGGUUCCAGUAUGCUGGAAAAGGUACAACAGCUGUUCCAAUUAGAGGAGUGUAUGGCCCUUUGAUAUCUGCCAUUUCUAUGGAGGCUGAGUUCAAGCCUCCAGCUCAUGGCAAAAAAUAUACAUUUGUCAUCAUUGGAGCGGUGGCUGCAUUGUUGUGCCUCAGUCUCAUAGUUCUUGGCAUCGCAUGGAAGAGGGGUUAUAUGGGGGACCAAAAUUCAAGAGAAAAAGACCUAAGAGGAUUGGAUCUGCAGACUGGUGCAUUCACAUAUAGACAAAUCAAGGCUGCCACUGACAAGUUUGCUGAUUCAAAUAAACUUGGGGAGGGUGGUUUUGGGUCGGUUUACAUGGGUACCCUAUUAGAUGGAACUCCAAUUGCUGUGAAGAAACUCUCUUCGAAAUCAAAGCAAGGAAAUCGUGAAUUUGUGAAUGAAAUAGGCAUGAUAGCUGGUAUACAACACCCAAAUGUUGUAAGGCUAUAUGGCUGUUGUGUGGAAGGCAACCACCUACUACUUGUUUAUGAGUACAUGGAGAAUAAUUCUCUAGCACAUGCGCUAUUUGAGCACAAUAACUCUAAGUUGGAAAGUGAUUGGCCUACAAGACAAAGAAUUUGUGUUGGCAUUGCAAAAGGCUUGACAUUCCUUCACGAGGAUUCGGUGCUCAAAAUGGUUCAUAGGGACAUCAAGGCUUCAAAUGUACUCUUGGAUGCUGACCUUACACCAAAGAUCUCAGAUUUUGGUUUGGCCAAACUUGAUGAAGAAAAAAACACUCACAUUACCACUAGAGUUGCUGGAACUAUAGGAUAUAUGGCACCAGAAUAUGCAUUAUGGGGCUACUUAAGCUACAAAGCAGAUGUAUACAGUUUUGGGGUUCUUGCUCUAGAAAUUGUUGCAGGAGAAAAUAAUAUUAAAUAUCGGCCAACUGAAGAUUAUUUUUGUCUUCUUGAUUGGGCCGUUGUUCUGAAACAAAAGGGGAGUUUGAUAGACUUGGUGGAUCCAAGAUUGGGCUCCGGAUUCAACAAAAAAGAGGCAGUGAGGAUGAUCAAAAUUGCUCUAUUAUGCACUAAUAAGUCCCCAGCUCUUAGGCCUACCAUGUCUGAAGUAGUUAAUAUGCUUGAGGGUCGUAUCAAAAUCAAGGAACCUAACAUGAAAGUAAUUACGUCUGAAGAGGAGAUUGUGAUUGGAGAAAUUGGACGGACGUUUAAAGAGAUGAAACCCCAUGAGUCUGUUCAAACAGUGAUUUCUAUUGAGGCAACAGCUUCCAGCUCAAACAGCCGGCCUGUAUCCCAAUAGUAAAAAAUUCUGAAAAAUGUUGACAUGUACUAGAGUAAGCAUUAGUAUCAUAGUCAAGUUCUUUAUACUAAUAUAAAUGAGAUGUUUAUAUUUCAUUUUAAGGAUUUUAAAUAUCUUGCUGUGACACUAAUACAGUAUAUUUGAAGCAUAUAGUUGUAUACAUGUGUGCAUAGAAACAGUC